GAUCAAUCAUCGUGCAGAGUGAGACUGGGGACCUCAGUUUAAUGUGUGUCGCCGUACUAGGAGUUUUACUGCUCAGUCUCUGCGUCUUCACCAGACUCUUCCCACAAGGUAGGCCAAGAGUCAUAAACUUACCUUCAUCGACGGGUCGGUGGAGGAGAGGGUCAACAAUUUCAAGUUCCUGGGCGUGUAUAUCUCUGAAGAUCUGUCCUGGACCCAGAACAGUGAUGCAACUGUAAAAAAGCCUAUCAAUGCCUCUACUUCCUUUGAAGAUUGAGGGGAUUUGGUAUGUCGACCAACACACUCUUGAACUUCUACAGUUAUGUGGUAGAGAACAAAUUGAAUAGUUUCAUCAUGGCCUGGUUCACCAAUUUGAAUCCCCAGGGACAAAGAUGAUUACAACAAUUGGGGAACUGUGCUCAGUUCAUUGUGGGUAUUGACCUCCCCAAUGAAGGGAUAUCUUGGAAGCAGGACCUCAACCAGGCAGCCAGUAUUAUCAUGACCCCACACCAUCCUGACCAUGCUCUAACUUCACUCCUGCCAUUGGUAAGAUGGUUUAGGAGUCUGUACACUGUGAUCUCCAAGUUCAGGAACAGCUUCUACCCAACAACCAUUGGGUUACUGAACUUAACGAACACCAACUAAACAUGAACUAUGUACGGUCUGGGUUGCACUGGGGACUUUGGAUUUUUGUUUUUGUUUUGCAUUAAUAUUGUUUUUUUUAUUGGUUGAACUGUUUUGUAUUUUAUUAUGUUAUCUAUUGAGUUCUAUGUUUAGAGACCCGUUAUGUAGCUGCAAGUGAAAAUUUCAUUGGUCCGCAUCAGUACAUAGGACAAUUAAACAUUCUCGACGACUCGUACCUAUUCAUUAACUGGAUGCAAAUCAGCUGGUAAAAGUCUUUCAAUAGGGCACAACUGAUAAUGUGCACUUUAUAGAUUACCUAUAAGGUUGGUGUACUUUGACCAUCUCAAGAUGCCCAGGAGAGAUUUGAACAACUACAGUUCAUGCAACAAAGUUUGCACCAGUGUUGUUAAGCAAUGGCCUUUAGAUUCAAGUCCGACAUGAUAAAUGAAGAAUAACCAAUGUCCAACUAAGCAUGAAGGGUGAAAAUAAUAUUCUCCCAAUUCAUCUGUUCCCUUAUAUUUUCAGUGUCAGUCGUGGAUGCUAGAUACCGACAUACACUAGGAGAAGUCUGAUGCCAGUGCUACCAUAACAAAUCAAUAAUGGGUAGAAUAGUGCAGCAAUAGUGAAGAUGUGGUGAAAAAAAUGAACAUUUAAGAGCAUGGAUCAAUAUCUGUUCAAUUGUGCCAAUUAAUUCUGGAUAUAGGAUUAUGCUGCCUGUAUUGUUAGUGCCACAUAAGAACCUCACAUUUCCUUGGAAGUAAAUCAAAAUGUAUCAUAACUCACACAUCCCCGUGUCUGAAUGUUUACUUCCUGGCAGACUAUGGUUCAAUUAAUAAUUGUGAAGUGACAGACAUAAGCCUCAGGAAUGGCAGUUGCAAUAGUGCAAAGCAUAUUUCACAAUCAAAUGGCAUUUUAUGGAAUCACAGAGUUAUCUCGGCAUCAGUCUGAGAUGAGCCACGUCUACUUCUUGCAAGGGCAUGUGUUAGUUGUAUAUUGGAGGACCAGAGAAGUAUGAGGCCUUAUUCCCAGAGUGUCUUGCUCUCACCUGGCCCACUGGCUCUGGUUUUCAUAUCAAUGCUUCAAAGUUUCAAAGGUUACUUAUUGGUCACAUACACCAGAGGUGUAGUGAAAUGCUUGUUCACUAGAUCGUCUUGUCAAGUUGAUUCUUUGCAAAAUGUCUGUGAGAUCUACUAAUAUUCAAUCCACUGAACUAAUGCUACCAAGUAGAUAUGAUCAAUGCACAGGUCAACAAUAUGAAAAUGCCCAUCCCAGUGAUUUUAUAUCCUUAGAUACAUAAAUAGAUCUGUUUCUGAUCAGUGUAAAAUAAAAAAUACUUGGUGAAAAAUGUUUUUUAACUGUAUUUUGUCUAUUUCGCAAAUAACAGUUCCUUUUUUGGUUCCUCUUUCAGUUAUUUUGUAGGAAACGAGGUUGUGUAAUGUUCAUUCACGUCAUGAAAGGAAGUGAGGGCAUAUCUCACUGAAACAGUUUGGACUGUUUCAGUUCACAAAGUGGAAUGAAGAAAUAAUUUGCAAAACAGAUUAAUCUCAUUACUUUACCUUCACAGUUUGAGGGAAGGGGCCUUUGAUUUACCUCGGGUAGUUUCCCCAAUCUGGAUUUACAUUGAUGUUGCCACAUGAGGGUAAGAGAAGGAAUCUGUGAAAUGAGGCUAUGAUGGUCCACAGCAAAAUGCCUCCUGGUCUGGUGUUCGGAGUCUUGGUUGCUUUACUUCAGUCUGUUUUCACCCAGAAUAACCCCAAUGAUAUUUAUAUUUUCAAUAAAAUACAUGUCAUUGUGUCCCAUGGACCAAUCAAUCCUGGAAGUGGCCCCGCUGCCUGGUGCUGGACAUCGCAUUCCGGGCAAGGAAUGCAACAGCUGAUAGGUUUACGGAGAGAUAAUUCCGGUCGGUGGAUGCAACGUUCGAACCAUGAAUUCAGACAUUUUGAUUUGUUCCAAGACAUGAAAUGCGAGGAUGGUACUGUACAUCUGAGGAUAAACCAUCCCACAUUUAAGUUUGCAGGAUCCCUCAUCUUGGCACAAACAUCGCCGAGUUAUAAAAUCCUGAAACAGUACGAAAUAUUUGGUAUUAAAAUCGAGGCAAGUCCACGUGAGCCUGAGAUGGGCAGUGACGUCACACUCAGCUGCACCAUCUCCAGCCUCUCAGAUACAGUCAGUCUUCACUGGAGACCAAUGGACUCAUCCCAGCAGAACAGGAGCAACACUGAUCAGAUCCACCUGAAUAACACGGUCUAUCUGAUGAUCCGACACGUUACAGUGGAGGAUGAGAAGCUGUAUGUGUGUGAAGUGCAGAAAAAUGUAAAGGUUGUUGGCAAAGGGAAAGCAGAAUUUGCUGUAAGCAACUCUUUAUAUGGAGCAAGUUACACACUUUAUCGCACAGGCACAGAUGGCAGUGAACUCCACCUCCUUUGUUACAGUAUUGCAACAAAUUACUACAACGCUGCCUGGUCCUGGACAUCACAUCUUCUUCCCGGUUCGACCGAAGAAAUAGCAACGGCAGUAAUGUUUCAGCCCAUCACUGUCACCAGUAGUCGCUUUGCGAAUCGACUGGAGCCCUCAGUGACAGAAUUUAACGGCAAUAAUUUGACGACGAGGAUUUCCCCUGUGGUGUUCGAGGAUGCAGGAGUUUACACCUGUACUCUGGGCAGAAUUACUUUUGUAAAUAUGACACUAAUCACAGUUAAAGUCACAGCUGAGCCAUCUGAUGCAGUGACUGAGGGAGGCAACGUUACCCUGACCUGCUCUGUGUCCCACGUCACUGAACUGGUGAGACUGGUUUGGAUCAAUGUUGAUGGCAAAACUGUUGAAGAAAAGACACUGAAUGGAGAAGAUAAAUCACUGAGUCUAGUUAUUCAGAAAGCUGAGAGAGGCAAAGGGAACUGGAGAUGUGGUUUGUUCCAGCAAGAAAGUCUCCAGAUAUUAGUCCCUUACAAUCUGGAAUUCAGUAAUACCUACACCUAUAUUAUCAUUAUUAGAUGUUUGGCUGUUCUGCUCAUCAUUAUCGUGGGAGUGGUGGUGUGUUUGAAAAAGAGCAAGUAUAAAGGUUUGGGAAAUCAAAGGCAGAAACCUCAGCAAAUAGAGGGAAGUCCAGAAGCAGCAUCAUAUCUUUAAUCAAAUGCUAUGGAAAUCCAGAAAAUGCAAGGUAUCGUGGAAACAAUUAAAAUGUAACAGAGAUUUUUCCAGUGCUGUUCAAGGAAACGUGAAUCAUAAAACACUCUGUCAAAUAAAUGUAGCAAGUGGCAAAGGCAGAGUGAAUUACAUAAUAUUUUACCUUAUUCUUUUGAUUGUUCUUCAACAAAGUCACAAAGUUCCUAAAUAUUAGCUCUGAGUAAGACUUCUGUUCACGAGGCUGCUUCUAGUUUACAAUAUAAUACCAAUGGAGACUAAUGUAUUCUGAGCAGCAGAAUUGAUCAGCAACAUUUUAAAUUGAGUUCAUACUAAUUUUUGAUGUGAUGUUGAUUCCAAUAAUUGUCAAAGUGCCAUAUUCCAAUCUUAUCCUUAUGGAACAUUGGGGAACCACAACGUGCAACAAUAGCAUGCUUUAGGUAAAAUCUCACUGAUCAUCUAAAGAAGGGUUCUGACCCAAAAUGUCACCUAUCCAUGUUCUCAAGAGAUGCUGCCUUAUUUGCUGAGGUACUCCAGCACUUUGUUGGUUUGCUGUUUCAUAAUGAAACAUGAGAAUUAUAGCACCAUACUGCGUAGUUAACACUUUACUUUUUCGAGCAACAACAUUUUUAUUCUAAAAUCAUCCUAAUAUUAAUUGCCUCUAACAUAUGUCUGUAGUGGCCAUUUGGCUUGUUUUGUGUGUCAUUGAUGAUGGCAUGUGUCUUUAAACUUUAGACUGCCCGUUAUAUUGUGGGUGGGAUUUAUGACGUACAUUUCGGCGUGUUUGCGCAACAGCUUAGUUGUUAGUUUUAGUUUCGGACCAGCAUGGAGAAGGUUUAUUCUUUGACCAUGUGAAGUGCAAUGGAGUCACAAGGAGUUUUCUAACGUUUAAAGCGAUAAGCUGGAGUUCAAUGAAGAUUAUAGUAACAAGUCGGAAGAAGUUUGGAUGAACCUCAUUGUUUUCAAUCAACAAUAAAGAAUUUUUAAAUCAAAAGAUUGUGUUUUGAAGACUUAUCUGUGAAGAAGCUCUGAAGGUCCCUGACGGUGAACUUGCAUGCGUAUAAAGACAUUCCCCUUAACCAUGCUGUCGAUUUAGCAGCUAGAGGGAGUAAUCUCUCGAACGAUAUAUAAAUUUGUCGCUACAUUAAGUCAAAGGACAUCUCUGGCAAGUGGUGAAUACCAGUCCCAGAGAGUGGGGCAGAAGAUUUGGCAAAGAUCUUGGAGAGGUUUUGGCCAGAAUUCCGGUUCCACCGAGGAACUGAAGAAAAUAGAUCUCGGCAAGAGAAGGCCUUGAGGUCUAUCAACAGCAUCGAGAUAUAUCUGAAGACCAUAUCACAGGAAUUGUGAGUAAAAAUCAAUUAUAUUUCUUUGAAAUUUGAGGCUGCAAGCUUUACAUUUAAACGGCUUCUGUAGAAGAGCCUAAAAGUGUUUUUUCGAAUCUGUUUGGAGAAAGGAGACCGACCUUGGAGAUUGUUUUGAACUUUUGAUAACACGCAAUCCUUUCAAAUUAUUGUCAUCCUUAAGCCCAUGGAUGGUGGAGAGAUGUUGGCAACAAUCUCAAUUUGUUAUGGAAAUUGUUUUCAAAAUAGCCACUCGAUGAAAUGGACAUAUGGUGAGAGACUUUAAGAGUCCUAUGAUUUGUUAUAAGUGCAGGCAAUAUCAUCCUGAAGCACUUCACACUGAAGAAGAGCUGCCAGAGUAUUGGGAAGAAGAAGAACUUGAACAAACGGAUGAUGAGCUACCAGAGCAAAUAGAAAAGAAUGAACCGGAGCAAACAGAACAGGGCGAGAAGGCAACUACUAGAAAUGCUAUCACCGCGCCUCAAGUAACUGCUCAUAUUGGGGCCAGGGUUGAAGCUUGUAAUUUUUCUAUUUUACCGGUACAGGUAAAAAACAGCAAGACCAAUACAAUGUUGCAAACAUAUGCUUUUCUGGAUCACGGAAGUUCGCCUACCUUUUGCACAGAAAACCUGACGAGAAGGCUGAACGUCACAGGAGAAGAGACUAAGAUUUAAUUAUGUACCAUGACUAAAGAUAAAGAGAGCAGGAGUCAUUACAUUACGAGGAUGGAGUUAUCCAAUCUGGACGAAGAUAAUUUUAUACCAAUAUCUGAAGUGUUUACACGUGGAACCAAGCCUGCUGGUCAUCAAAAUAUACCAAGACAUGAAAACUUAAAACAAUGGCCUUACCUAAAGGAUGUCAAGAUAUCUAAAAUAAAUUCUAUUGUUGAUCUACUUAUCGGAACAAAUGUUUUGAAGGCAUUGGAACUUAUACAAAAUGUUAAGAGCCAAGGCGAUGGAACAUAUGCUAUGAAAACCCGACUUGGGUGGGUUAUCUAUGGCUCAGUGAAAAGGAACAACGAAACCGAGAAUCAGAGGAACUAUCCUAUCAUUGCUUUUAAUCAAAUAUCUACUGAUAAAUUAGAAGUCUGAUGGACACUAUUGUCUGGAAUUACCUUUCAAACAAGAAUAAUCAUCGUAUGGCAGAGCAACGUACCCAGACUUUGAAACGCAAGUUUGACGAGAAUAUUACAUUUCAUGAAGUAAGAAUCUCUUUGAAGAAUAAUUUCUACAAGAAUGAUUGCUUAAGAUCCACGUCUACUGAGCAGGAAGGAAUUCUACCAGAACAUCUUACUUCUCUUUGCAAGAAGGGUGGAUUCACACUUUCCAAGUGGAUCAGUGACAAUUGUGAAAGAAAAUUCUGCGGAUGAAGUUUUCAGAGAACUGACAGCGAACCGCUUCUUAAGCGAUGAGAGAUGGAUCAAUGGACUAGAGUCUCUCUGUAAGCUAGACAGAGAAUGGCCAAAGCUUGAGCUGGGAUUUGAAAUCUCUGUUAAUGAUCCGGAAAUUAAACCAAACCCAAUGGUGAACUUUAUUGCUAAAAAUCCUGUUAUUCUCUCAAAGGAUUUUCACACUUCAACAUUGCUGUUACAACACAUUCAUGAAUCGAUCAGACAUGGAGGAAGACGUUUCAUGCUAUCAAAGCUUUGGAAUGUUAUAUUUUGGACUAUAUACUGGGUAUCAUGCCUGAUUUUAAGGGUUUGGUGCGCACGGUACGACUUUAAACUAAAACCAGUGUUUUAAUAAGAUUAAUAAUCAAGUUAUGCUUGCUUCUAGAAGGCGAAAGUGAAGAGUCGAUGAAGAAUUCUGAUUGCGGAUAUAUAGUGCAUGCUAUUUUUUUCUUGUUAGUAUAGUGGUUAGUAUCCCCGCCUGUGACGCGGUAGACCGCGGUUCAAUCGGCCGACGAGGAGCCACGGGGUUCAAAUCCCUGACUUUUUGUUUUUGAUAUAUGUUAAGCCUUCAUGGGUACUUUUUUUGAUGUUUAUUAAUAAUUGCCUCGUUAUAUACUCGGAACAAUUAGGGGCCGGUAUGUAGUGGCCAUUUGGCUUGUUUUGUAUGUCAUUGAUGAUGGCAUGUGUCUUUAAAUUUUAGACUGCCCGUUAUAUUAUGGGUGGGAUUUAUGAAAUCUUUUUGGGCGUGCUUGGGGUUAAGUUUCUUCUGCAGAAACUUAGUUGUUAGUUUUAGUUUCAGACAAGCAUGGAGAAGGUUUACCCUUUCACCAUGCGGAGACAUAAGGAAUUUUUUAGCAUUUAUAACGAUAAGCUGGAGUUCAAUGAAGAUUAUAGUAAUGGGUCGGAAGAAGUUUGGAUGUACCUUAUUGUUUUUGAUCAACAAUAAAGAAUUUAUGAAUCAAAAGACUGUGUUUUGAAGACUUAUCUGUGAAGAAGCUCUGAAGGUCUCUGACGGUGAGCUCGCAUGCGUAUAAACACAUUUCCCCAAAUCAUGCUGUCCAUUUAGCGGCUAGAGGGAAUAAUCUCUUGAAUAAUAUGAAAAUCUGCCACUACAAUGUCAUAACUACUCAAUCACAAGUGAAGCCAAAGAUUCCGUUUAAACGUUGCCCAUUUCCUUCGCUCCAUAAAUGCUACCUCACCCGUGGAUUUUCUCCAGCAUUUUUGUCUACCUUGGCUUUAGACAGGAUUGUUUUCUCUGAAGGACUGAGCACAUGUUCCCAUUUAUUCUCGUAGCUCUCUGUAACAAUCAAGCAUUUUCUGUUGAAACA
This is a messenger RNA of Leucoraja erinaceus (little skate), 7799 nucleotides long. RefSeq lists its product as uncharacterized. Bases 2290 to 3747 code for a protein of 485 amino acids. Lineage: Eukaryota; Metazoa; Chordata; Chondrichthyes; Rajiformes; Rajidae. The transcript is spliced from 9 exons. The record is from RefSeq and is a predicted model, not a curated record.